Messenger RNA from Erinaceus europaeus (western European hedgehog), 5892 nucleotides. It is a transcript of the gene SIGLEC1, whose product is annotated as sialic acid binding Ig like lectin 1. The record is from RefSeq and is a predicted model, not a curated record. The transcript is spliced from 24 exons. Lineage: Eukaryota; Metazoa; Chordata; Mammalia; Eulipotyphla; Erinaceidae. Bases 375 to 5564 code for a protein of 1729 amino acids.
GGAAGCAACUCCCAAGUCUGCAGCUCUUCUUUCGGGGUAACCGAGCGGAGGGAGUCAACAGCACUCAGAGUUCCUUGGCCUCCUUCCUGUUCUUACCUUCCUGUGGUUUGCCUGCCCUGCAGAGACUUCCCCUGUGGACCAGGUUCAGCAUCACCUCCCUAGCUCUACCCCCAGGACAUAUGAGUAUCUUGUUAAUGUCCCCUUCUGCAUAGAGCCAAGCCAGGCCUUUGCCUGCCCCUGCUGCCUUCCCACUUGGCUAAGUGCUGCUGGGUUAUCCUGAGAGGCAAUUCUGGCUCCAUCUAGGCUUUAGGAUUCUUCUCAGCACCACCCUAGGUGUGCUCUCUGGGGAUCCAAGUGUGCCCAGCCAGCACAGUAUGGUCCACUCUCGUUUGCGGAGAGCAGCACGGGAACCCAUCAUGGAGCUCCUGCCCCAGCUUCUCCUCCUGGUCUCGUCAGUCCCAUUAGGUCUGGCCAAUUGGGGUGUCUCUAGUCCCCCAACAGUGCAGGGCGUGAAAGGGUCUUGUCUUAUAAUCCCCUGCAUCUUCAACUUCCCUGACACCAUGAAGGUGACCAGCAGCAUCACCACCAUCUGGUACUAUGACUACUCCAACAGCCGGAAGGUGGUGAUCCACUCAGAUGAGCCCCAGCUGGUGGAGGGCCGCUUCCGAGGCCGUGCCCAGCUGCUGGGGUCCGCCAAGAACAAGGUGUGCAACCUGCUGCUCAAGGACCUGAAGCCCGAGGACUCAGGCUCCUACAACUUCCGCUUCGAGAUCAAUGAUGUAGACCGCUGGUCAGAUGUCAAAGGCACUGUGGUCACUGUGACAGAUCUACCCAGAGCACCCACCAUUGCAGUGCCAGACAAGCUGAUCGAGGGCAUGGAGGUGGACUUCAACUGCUCCACGCCCUACGUCUGCUCACAGGAGUUGAUCCGGUUGCAGUGGCAAGGCCAGGACCCUGCUCACUUCGUAACCUCUAACAUCCAGAAGCUUGAACCCACAGGCAUCAGCCACAUGGAGACCUUCCACUCGACUCUGUCCUGGCAGGACCAUGGCCGGAUCCUGCGCUGCCAGCUCUCAGUGGGCACACACAAGACUGAGGGCGAGAUUCACCUCCAAGUGCAGUAUGCCCCCAAGGGUGUGGCAGUCCUCCUGAGCCCCUCUGGGCGGAACAUCCUGGCAGGUGACCUGGUCACCCUCACCUGUCAGGUGAACAGCAGCUACCCUGAGAUCAACUCUGUGCAGUGGGAGAAGGAUGGGGAGAGCCUCAAAGCCCAGGGUCGAGUGCUGCAGCUGCCAAAGGCUGCCUGGGAGGAUGCCGGCGUCUACACCUGCCAAGCUGGGAACAGUGUAGGCUCGUCCAUCUCGCCCCCUGUCAGCCUCCAUGUCUUCAUGGUAGAGAUCCAGAUGAGCCCAGCAGGCCCUGUCCUGGAGAACCAGACAGUGACACUGACCUGCAACACGCCCAGAGAGGCUGCCAAACAGCUGCACUACAGCUGGUAUAAGAACCAGGCUCUGCUGGGGGGUGCCCACAGCUCCACCUUGCGGCUACGCUCUGUCACCAGGGCCGACAGUGGCUUCUACUACUGUGUGGUGGAGAACAUCCAGGGCAGUCAGCGAUCAGAUGCUGUCAGUGUGGAGGUCCGCCACCCACCCCUUGUACCAGACCUAACUGCCUUGCUGGAUAUGCAGGCAGGGCUGGUGGGGAUCAUCCACUGCUCUGUGGUCAGUGAGCCGCUGGCCACCUUGGUGCUGUCACACAGGGGCCACAUCCUGGCCUCCACCUCCUGGGGAAGUGACCAGAGCCCGCGCUUCAGCGUCUCCUUCGCUCCCAACAAUCUGCGUCUGGAGAUACGAGAGCUGCGGCCUUCUGACAGUGGGGAGUACAUGUGCUCAGCGGCCAAUGUCCUGGGGAACUCAUCCUCCUCCCUGGACUUCCACACCAAUGUGGCCCGUGUCUUGAUCAGCCCGGCAGCAGAUGUAGUGGAAGGUCAGGCUGUGACACUGAGCUGCAAGAGUGGCCUGAGCCCCACACCCGAUGCCCGCUUCACCUGGUACCGCAAUGGAGCCCUGCUGCUAGAGGGGCCCCGCAGCAGCCUCCUGCUCCCUGCAGCCACCAGCGCCGAUGCCGGCUCAUACCACUGCCGGGUCCAGGACCACUUGAUCUCCAGCGGGCCCUCCUCACCUGCCAUCCUCAGUGUGCUCUAUGCCCCCCGGCAGCCCACAUUCACUGCCGGGCCGGAUCCUGAUGCUGGACAGCAAGGUCUGCUCUUGUGCCGAGUGGACAGUGACCCCCCAGCCCAGUUGCGGCUGCUACACGGAGACCACGUGGUGGCCACUUCCCUUCCCACCUGUGGGGGCUGCUCCCAGCGUGCCAAAGUCACCAGGGCCCCCAACUUUCUGCGUGUGCAGAUUCGCAGCCCAGUGCUGGAGGAUGAGGGUGUGUACGUGUGUGAGGCCAGCAACGCCCUAGGCAACGCCUCUGCCUUGGCCACCUUCCACGCCCAGGCCACUGUCCUGGUCGUCACCCCAUCGAACAAGGUGCCAGAGGGCAGUGUAGUCAACCUGACUUGCAACGUGAGCCGGGAAUCCAGUGGUGGCCCUUCCAACUUCUCCUGGUUCCGUAAUGGGGUGCAGUGGGCGCAGGGCCCCCUGGAGACUAUAACGCUGCUGCCUGUGGCCAGAACAGAUGCUGCCCUCUAUGCCUGCUGCAUCCAUACUGAGGCUGGUGCCGCUGAGCUUUCCACUCCUGUGGUUCUGACUGUGCUCUACCCUCCAGACCCGCCAAAGCUGUCAGCCCUCUUGGAUGUGGACCAGGGCCAUGUGGCCAUGUUCUUCUGCUCUGUGGACAGUAGCCCCCUGGCCCAACUGACCCUGUUUCAUGAGCAGCAUCUCCUGGCCUCCAGCCCACGACUCCAGCUCCCAUCUCAUGACCGCCUCCAAGUCAAAGCCAUGGCCAACUCCCUGCAGCUAAAGAUCCAAGACCUGGGUCUUGGGGACUCGGGUAACUAUCACUGUGAGGCCACAAAUGAGCUGGGAUCAGCCAACACCUCUCUCUUCUUCCAGGUCCGAGGAGCCUGGGUCCAGGUGUCCCCAUCACCUGAGCUCCGGGAGGGACAGGCAGUGGUGCUGAAGUGCCGAGUACCCGUGGGCAUCCCAGAGGAGACCUCAUAUCAAUGGUAUUGGAAUGGCCAGCCCCUCGAGGAUUCAACCUCAGCCACACUCCACUUUGCAGCCAUAACUCUGAGCCAGGCUGGUGCCUACCAUUGCCAAUCCCAGGCCCCAGGCUCAGCCACCCUGAACCUGGCUGCCCCAGUCAGCCUCCACAUAAGCUAUGCACCACGACAGGUCACUCUCACUGCCCUGAUGGACACAGGCCCUGGACGACUGGGCCUCCUGCUGUGCUGUGUGCGCAGUGACCCUCCAGCACAGCUGCGACUUCUCCAUGGGGCCCAGAUGGUAGCUUCCACUUUACAAGGUGUGGGGAGCUCUGCCCGACUGCAGCUGGCUGUGGCCCCCAACACACUGCGCCUGGAGAUCCACAAUGCCACACUGGAAGAUGAGGGUGUCUACACCUGCCAGGCCAUAAACACCCUGGGCCAGGCAUCAGCUUCAGCCAACUUCGAUGCUCAGGCUGUGAGUGUGCAAGUGUGGCCCAACACCACUGUGCAUGAGGGCCAACUGGUGAACCUGACCUGCCUCGUAUGGACUUCUCAACUGGCCCAGCUCAUCUACACCUGGUACCAGGAUGGGCAGCGGCGCCCCAGUGCCCACUCCAUUCUCCUGCCCAAUGUCACAGUCAUGGAUGCUGCCACCUACCGCUGCAGCGUGGCAAGCCCUGGCCAGGCACCUCACCUCUCCAGACCGGUCACCCUGGAUGUCCUCUAUGCACCCCGCAGCCUCCGCCUGAUCUCCCUCCUGGAGCAGCAGGGUGGAAGGCGGGCUUUGCUGCUGUGUACUGUGGACAGCCGCCCUCCCGCCCAGCUGACCCUCAGCCGCAAUGGCCACCUCCUGGCUUCCUCGACUGCAGCCUCUGUCCCCAACACCCUGAACCUGGAGCUGCGGGAACCACAGCCCAGUGAUGAAGGGCACUACAGCUGCUCUGCCCAAAAUCCCCUGGGCCAAGCUGACAUGUCCCUGGAGCUGCAGCUGGAGGGUGUGCAGGUGACAUUGACUCCAUCGGCUGCUGUGCCCGAGGGGACCCCUGUCACGGUGACCUGUGAGGACCCUGCUGCCCGCCCUCCUGUUCUCUAUGCCUGGUACCACAAUGCCCGUUGGCUGCAGGAGGGUUUGGCUGCCUCCCUUUCAUUCCCAAAGGCUACACAGGCUCAUGCUGGCACGUACACCUGCCAAGUCCAAGAUGCCCAGGGCACCCGCAGCUCCCGGCCUGUGGCCCUGCAAAUCCUCUAUGCCCCUCGGAAUGCUAUCCUGUCUUCCUUCCUGGACUCGAGGACCAGCCCCAUGGCUGUGGUGCAAUGCACUGUGGACAGCGAGCCACCUGCAGAGCUGGCCUUGUCCCUUGACGGGAAGGUGCUAGCCACCAGUCGCAAGGCUCACGGCUUGGCAUGGGGGAUAGGGCAUGUCCAGGUGGCCCGCAAUGCCCUGCGGCUGCAAGUGCAAGAUGUGUCCUCAGGUGGUGAGGACACCUAUGUCUGCACAGCACACAACCUGCUGGGCUCUGUCAGCACCACUGCACAGCUGCAGACAGAAGGUGUGCAUGUGGUGGCUGAGCCAGGAUUGGACUUGCCUGAGGGCGCAGCACUGAACCUCAGUUGUCACCUCCCUGGUGUCCUUGGGCCCAUGACCAACUCCACCUUCAUUUGGUUCUGGAACGGCCGGCAACUACACACAGAACCCGCACCUACCCUUUCUUUCACCCCUGUGGGCCGCACCAACGCUGGGCUGUACCAUUGUCGGGCUGUGCUGCCUUUUGGGACCACCACCUCUGCUCCAGUCAUGCUCCAUGUGCUCUACCCCCCCGGGACACCUGCCAUAACUGUCUUUGUGGAGCCCGAGGAUGGCAGCCAGGGCAUCCUGGACUGCCGAGUGGACAGUGAACCCCUAGCCAGCCUGGCCCUGCACCUGGGCAGCCGACUGGUGGCUUCUAGCCAGCCCAUGGCUGCCUCUGCUGAGUCCCACAUCCGAGUAUCAGCCACCCCUAAUGUCUUGAGGGUGGACAUCCAGGAGCUGAGACCCAGUGACCAGGGAGAAUACACUUGUUCAGCCUCCAAUGCCCUGGGCUCUGCCUCAGCCUCUGCCUACUUCGGAACCAGAGCCGUGUACCGCCUACAUCUGUUCCAGCAGCUGCUCUGGGUCCUAGGGCUGUUGGCAGGCAUCCUGUUCCUGCUCUUGGGCCUGGGGGCCACGUGGGCCUGGAGAAGGAGGUUUUUCCAUAUGCCAAGAGCGGGUGAGAAUCUGGUGGAGAUGACGUCUCAGAAGGAAACCACAAAGGAGCAGGAGGUCGCAGGAAUCUGCAACACCUUGGUCCUGGAGAAUGAAGCUGUGUUGGGGCCUGCUGGUCUCUGCGAAAACAAUGACAACAGCGGAGUGAGAGCUGACUUCCUGUGAGCUGACUCCAACCUUAGCUCCUAAAGUAAUGUGGUGGUGACAGACAGAGGUGAAUCCCAGUCUACCCAGGAAGAUGCAGGCCCUGGAGAAGGCUGAGGAGAAACUGAUUGUUUUCCACUUUUCAUUCUCUUUCCUCUGGGUCUCACCUCUCCAUGUAUCUUCCAUCACACUGUCCUUGCCCACUGUUCUCCCUCAAGUCCUAGACUUUGAGGAUCUAUCACAAGAGUUGUUCGCAGUGUCCUCACAUGUACAGAUAAAAGCUCUCUGGACUAAGUAAAAUAUAUUAGGUUGUUCUAGCAAGCGACCAAAUAAAAGGACUUCUAUAUAU